This is a messenger RNA of Arctia plantaginis, 291 nucleotides long. The record is from the annotation of a GenBank genome assembly. Lineage: Eukaryota; Metazoa; Arthropoda; Insecta; Lepidoptera; Erebidae.
AUGUUUUCCAUGCCUCGACUAACCGAAGGUAAUAGUGUUCAUCAAGAAACUGGAAAUAAUGAUAAUGAUGCCAGCCUACCAUCCACUUCAAGAUCAGAGCAGAAUUUUCAGUUGCCUGAUGAAGAGAAUUCUACUACAAUGUCUAAUAGAUCCAAGGCUGUUGUAUCUUCUGAUGAUGAACCACUGUCUACCAGUGCGCGCAGUACAAAUACACAGAGCACGAGUGCUUUGUCAACUGAAGCUUUGGAUAGUGGAUUACAAACUGGAUCCCAAAAAAGAAAACGCAAAUAA